AUGCCAAAAGCCAGUCACUUGCUGAUACUCCUGUUGAGCGAUUUCGCGACGUUUGUGGUCAUGGAAUUGCCUAAAGUCUUGCCUGUUCUCCUCUUCGUCGGCUCCUGCUGGGGAAGGAAGACCGGACUAUUCCCCGCUCCUAAGGAUUUUUUCGCUGAUCGAAUCAAUGGGAAUCUGACGAAAAUUACGUGGGCGCACCAGGCUAACAGCAAAGAGGAACUUGACGCUGCCCUCAAUGAUCGAGAAAUAAUGAUGAUAGAAGCGGACGUUUCCUUGGGCGAAGUGGAUGGAAAUCCUGGAGACACCGUCCCAAUUAUGGCCCACCCCCCGGACACCACAAGUGAUUUAUCACUGGGGGAUUUUUUGUCUCAAGCUCUCGAGACCCCCAUAAGCGGAAUCAAAUUGGACUUCAAAACUAUCGAGGCAUUCAAAGCGAGUCUUCCAAUUCUCAAAGAAUAUCGUGAUAAAAUGCUGGUGCCAAUAAUGUUGAAUGCAGAUAUAUUACCAGGACCAUUUUCGGAGGAUAGUAGACCAGUGGAUGCAGACGAAUUUUUGCAGGGGGCGAAGAAACAUUUUCCAAAGAGCACCCUCUCGGUCGGCUGGACGACAAAGUACGGAAUUACCGCACUCCAGUUCACCGGAAGUUACACGAAAGAUCAGAUCGAAAAUAUGAUCGUUACAUUGAAAAGAAAUCGGAUAUCUCAGCCGAUCACGUACCCGGUGAGAGCGGCUCUUGCAGCGGACGAUAUAGACGUCAUAAAAGACCUCAUGAAAAGAACUAAGAAUUAUCACCCAACUCUCACGAUUUGGUCUCCACUCGGGGACUUUGUCGAUCGCGAUGAGUUAUCGGCGCUGAUCAAAGACGUUGGAGUGGACCGGACAUACGUGGACGUCCCCAAAAUCAUCGAGAGGGAUUUGUCCCUCGGGUCCUCACCCUCACGAUUCUCAUUCUCAAAGUUAUUUUCAUCAAUAAUCAAUGAAAUUGUUCUAAUACUUCCCUUCUAAUUUCAAUAUCUUUUAAAAUAACUUUUACCCCAUGCUAAAUCUCGAUCAAUGACACCACGCACGUAACAGUACGUUGUAGGCAUUCCAGGAAUAAAGGAGUCACUGAUAUACCGGUACUGGAUCUGAUAAAGUCCUGAUUGUGUUUCGUUUGUUGGGACUUAGACACAUCAGACUAAAAUUACUGAAGCAACAGCUCCUGAUAUUUUUAUCCCAAUCAUCACGAUAAAUCAGCAGUAAAUAUGCAAUAAAAAAAAUUCCCAAAUAUUUAAUUACCAGAGAAAAUAAUUUAUUUUAUUGCAUCUUAUUAUUUUGUAAAUUAAAUACUUCGAUGAAAUUGGAUAUUUGACAAAAAUAUAUUUUUUUCUCAACGCAGGUCAUUACUCCCUUAAUAAUUUUAUACUGCAUUCAUUAAAAAUAAAUAAUUUAUCAUUCACGUUAUAUCGCAUCGCUGGGAGAGAUGAAUAAAGAU
Molecule: messenger RNA, 1474 nt
Organism: Diachasmimorpha longicaudata
Lineage: Eukaryota; Metazoa; Arthropoda; Insecta; Hymenoptera; Braconidae
Product: protein FAM151B-like
Exons: 5
Coding region: 1-1005 (334 amino acids)
Source: RefSeq, a predicted model, not a curated record